This is a messenger RNA of Trypanosoma brucei brucei TREU927, 2013 nucleotides long. RefSeq lists its product as hypothetical. The record is from RefSeq and is a predicted model, not a curated record. The coding region runs from base 1 to 2013 and encodes 670 amino acids. NCBI's taxonomy places the organism in Eukaryota, Euglenozoa, Kinetoplastea, Trypanosomatida, Trypanosomatidae. The transcript has a single exon. Gene Ontology annotation, biological process: protein targeting to vacuole; vesicle-mediated transport.
AUGAUGAACUUAGGAGAAACUCUUGACACUGGCAGUGCAGACGGUCGUCCUGGUCCCAGUCCGACUUUAUCUGUCGGCAGCGGUGUCACACCAGCACCGUUGAAUUCCUCAACCGUCCACUUGACAAGGACUGUGGACAGCGAAUUAGGCGACACUAAUAUCGGCUAUGACAUCGCUGUUUCUCCCUUAAAUGCGGAGACUGAGUCUCUUGCAACUCGCCGACCCUCAGCGUUGGACAUCUUUCCGCCUGCAGGACUAAACCGCACAGACGACGGAAAGCCGUCGUCUUCCCAUCCUGCCUCGAAACCUUAUGUCACCGGCGGUGACGAAGGUAAAAAGCAAUCUGAAUGUUGGGAUGCAGAUGAAAACUUCCUCCUCAAACACACAAAGCACGUGUUUAUUCUGACGAGUGCAGGAAAACCCAUCUUUUCCCGUUACGGUAAUGAGAACACAAUCAGUGAACUAUUCGGUGUGUUUCAGGUACUUAUCACUAUGGCACAGCAGAAGCAGGAUGGAGGGACGUUGCAUUGGAUCAAUGCUGCUGAUCUGACUAUUUACUUUCACGUGGAUGGUGGACUUUACUAUGUUCUGGUAACUCGUGGUGGAGAGUCACCAUACAGUUGCAGACGUCAACUGAAACAACUUCAUUACCAAUUGCUAAGCUUAGUACCCAACGUCAACGACAUACUUUCGAGAUGCCCAUCGUACGAUCUUCGUCGUCUGGUUUCGUCUACCGAUGGGGGUGUACUGCGGCAACUAAUAAAACGAAAUAGCAGGGAGGAGUGUUAUAUGUUUCGCUGCCUCGCUGCUUCACCAUUGUCUGUCGCAAGCAGAUGUCAUUUGACAUCUAUUCUAACUCAGCACUAUCGCAGUGGUUUUAGCAAGGGAGAUAUCAGCAGUGAAGGAGGUGUGGCGGCUGAUUGCCACUUGUUUAGUUUUUUUUUCUUCAGGGGUCGUGUCGUCUGCAUGGUUGGUUUAGCUGAUGGCAAGGUAUCUCUGCACAUAGACGACACUCUUAUCCUGUUAAACUUUGUCCGCUGCCUUCCUCUUUCGCAAGUGGGUGAGAUAUGGGCCCCGCUUUGCCUCCCGCGGUACAAUGACACCGGCUAUUUGUGGUGCUACUGUACUGAUAUGGGUGCUAUGGUAAACGAGUUGGACUCUAGCGAGAGUGGAUAUGUGGCAAAAGACGACCAUCAUGGGGUAGAAAAACCGACUGCAAAGGAGCCAUUUGCCGAGACGAAGCGCAGUGAGCUCUUGUUAGUACAAGUUGCGAGUAGCCAACUGGCUUUUGCGCCCCUUUCGAUGCAGGCGCAUUGCAUAGCUCAGAUGUUGCAAACAUCAUUCACUCCGCUAAUCGAUGAGUUGGAGGCUAGAGAAAACAUACCGCUUUCACUCGCCCUACCAAACGUAGUAGCGCAGCGUCAACAGGAGGUGCACGAGAAAAUUAGUAGGCUGCUUACAAGGGCAGAACAGCAAUAUCCUGAAUGUCUUCCGUCUGCUUCACACGCACCCUCUUCGCUUCAAUUACCCCCGGUACCUGUGCACCCAUAUGGAUUGCAGUGGUUUGCAUUGAUCCUUAAGCAACCAUCAAACGUCAUAUAUAGUGAGCCUUCACCUGCUAUGAAGUUGGAUCCUCGGUUGAAGAAGCGCCAACUACGCUUACUUGUGAGGCUACGUUACGAGCUUGCUCUUCGCACAAACCAGAAUGAACAACUGCUUGUUUUGAACACAGAGGAGGUCAACGUGGUUGUUAUGAAACCUACUCCUAAUUUGCUUACGUCUCUUGUGCAACAGUUUGGAUCAAGGGAUGAGUGCGUUAACAAUGUUUCCCUUUCCAGUGGAAAUGCCACGGCGUUGUGUAGUCAUCUUCAGGAGUUGCUGCUUCUAUUCUCUCCGCACGUGCCGAAGCACCAGAUGCUACUUUGUGCUGUGAGUGUUGCGGUGGGUGUGAUGGCUCGUGAGUGUGAGUUAUCUUUACAGCAACCCCGUAGCAGCAAGUCGAGGGUGUGGUGA